AUGCUGUCCUGUUUCCGUUUCCUCUCCAAGUUCAUCAGCCCUUCGCUGCUGGCCCUGCGCAGCACAGGCUGCAGCCUCGUGAUUCCGCAGCUCUGGGUCUCCAGGCGCCCCUGGGACCCUCAGUCGGCCACCCCGCGACUUCUGCUGGCCACAGUGGCCUCCUCCUGGGACCCCUCUGGGCCUUCCCGCGUGCGCCAGAACUUUCACCGCGACUCCGAGGCCGCAGUAAACCACCAAAUCAACCUUGAGCUCUAUGCGUCCUAUGUGUACUUGUCCAUGGCCUAUUACUUCUCCCGCGAUGACGUGGCCUUGUACAACUUCUCCAGGUAUUUUCUUCGCCAGUCCCGGGAGGAGAGAGAGCAUGCAGAGAAGCUGAUGAGGUUUCAGAACCAGCGAGGAGGCCAGAUCUGCCUAAAGGACAUCAAGAAGCCAGACAAGGAUAACUGGGAAAGUGGGCUGCAUGCCUUGCAGUGUGCUCUAGUCUUGGAGAAGAAUGUGAACCACUCAUUGCUGGAAUUGCACACCCUGGCCUCAGACAAAGGUGACCCCCAUUUAUGUGACUUUCUGGAAACCCAUUACCUGAAUGAACAGGUGAAGUCUAUCAAAGAACUAGGUGACCAUGUACACAACUUGAUUAAGAUGGAGUCCCAGGAUGCUGGCCUAGCAGAGUACCUUUUUGACAAACAUACCCUUGGAAACGAAAAACAGAACUAA
Molecule: messenger RNA, 714 nt
Organism: Sciurus carolinensis (gray squirrel)
Lineage: Eukaryota; Metazoa; Chordata; Mammalia; Rodentia; Sciuridae
Gene: Ftmt
Product: ferritin mitochondrial
Exons: 1
Coding region: 1-714 (237 amino acids)
Biological process (GO): intracellular iron ion homeostasis; iron ion transport
Cellular component (GO): cytoplasm; mitochondrion
Molecular function (GO): ferric iron binding; ferrous iron binding
Source: RefSeq, a predicted model, not a curated record